This is a messenger RNA of Drosophila yakuba, 441 nucleotides long. RefSeq names its product bomanin Short 3. NCBI's taxonomy places the organism in Eukaryota, Metazoa, Arthropoda, Insecta, Diptera, Drosophilidae. The transcript is spliced from 3 exons. Gene Ontology annotation, biological process: defense response. The coding region runs from base 158 to 337 and encodes 59 amino acids. The record is from RefSeq and is a predicted model, not a curated record.
AUUGGGCAAUACCACAACUAAAUAAAAAAUUCUGAUCCGAAAAAGCAAAAGCCCUGAUAACAGAUGCUCGCAUCGGAUUGACGUCAGAGCAUAUAUACUGGGUCAGACGGAAAAUAGCAUCAGUUCAGUUUGCAAAUCUAGUCUAGCUACUUCGAAGAUGAAAUUCCUUUUGGUUGCCUUCCUGCUCGGCCUUUUGGCUCUGUCCAUAGCAAAUCCACUGGCACCCGAACCCGACGUCAUUAUCAAUGGAGAUUGCUACAACUGCAUCAUUCUGAUAAAGGACAAUAGCUACUACUAUAAGUACCGACGAUGUCAUCAUCGACGGCAUAGGUGGUGAUGGUAUUGCAACGUUACAGCAGAUGAAUAUAUUGGCCAACAGCGCAUCAACAAACUUCCUAUUUAUUCUGAUUGGAGUACUUAAAUAAAAACUUUUUAAUUUAA